AAAGAAAAAAAAAAUCCCCCGCUAGAUCUUGUCCGACGCCGAGCACCGCAAACCGCUGGCAAGCGCUGAGCUCUGAGCUCAAGCCACGGGCCCCCAAAAGAACAGAAAGACCCCUCUUCAUUUUCGAAUGGCGAGCCAAGAGAAGCCCACCACGCCGUCGCCAUCGUCUCCGCCGCCGCCCCAAUCACUGGCGCCCGAGGAAGCCGGCCGCAUCCGCGGGUUCGGCGGGGGCGCGGCGGGCGGCGGGUACCCUAACCCUCCCGACGCGACGGUGCCCGACGCCGCUACGCUGCGGGAGCAGUGGAGGUUCGCAGUGCGGCAGUACAGCCGGUGGUACUCCCACGCCUGGGGCACCGCCAUCCUUGCUGGUGCCGCCUUCUUCGCCUUGGGCUGGCUCGUGAAGGGCUCCAACCCCCUCCCGUCCCGCGGCGAGCCCCGCGCCCCCAACGAUGACAACGCGAACGAGAAGAAGUGACUGGCAAUCCUUUCCCCAGACUUGUGCAAAAGCUAGACCACCAAGCUGGAAGCGAAAUCCUGACCAGUGUUGUAUAUUUCCUUGGUCUAGAAAAUAAUGGAACAUGUCUUUACCGUCAAGUGAAGCUUUGGCAUAUCUUGUAAAUACGUAUGAGAUGUUGCUGAAUUCAUAUAAAUGAGUGGUUUGACAAAUCAUCGUUUUCAGGAUUUUCUGUAUCUUGUAUAUAUUACUUGGUUAGGAUUAACUGUUGUCUUGACGAAGUGCAGCAUCUAUGUUCGGUGACUCCUGUUCCGUUGCUUUGGUAGUGGAACCCGGCCGAUAAAAAGGUCGUAUGGAAGAAAAAAUC
This is a messenger RNA of Brachypodium distachyon (stiff brome), 821 nucleotides long. RefSeq lists its product as uncharacterized. The record is from RefSeq and is a predicted model, not a curated record. The transcript has 2 exons. Lineage: Eukaryota; Viridiplantae; Streptophyta; Magnoliopsida; Poales; Poaceae. Bases 128 to 475 code for a protein of 115 amino acids.